AUGUCAGCUUUUACUCCAAGAAAGAGGAAGCAGAAUUCUUUGAACUGUGACAACCUAUUAUCUGACAUUCCAUCAAAGAAAGUAAUUUUGGAUUUUACUGAAAAUAUGUUUUCAUCAUCUAAUAAAAAAUAUAUUUGCCAAAAUAAUGAAGAAAAUUGCUCUCAACCAGGCCAUUUCACUUCAAGUCUUCUCAAAACAACUAAAACAGAGAGAUUACCAUCUGCAAAUCAAGGUUCACCUUUUAAAUCAUGUGUGUCUACUGUAUCCUUUUACAACAAAAAUAUUAGUAAGUGUUACCUCAAUCCAUUGGAGAGAAAGAUGAUAAAAGAGAGUAGAUCCAUUUGUCUAAAAACUAAUAAUGAAGAUACAUCUUUUCCCAGUGUGACAGAAAAAAUGCAGGAAAAACCAAUCUGCUCCAAGAAGAUGAAGAAAAAACCACAGAAGAGUUUAACUGCUAAGUGUCAACCAAGUUAUAGGUGCAACAAACCUGUAUCAAAGAAUUCUAAAAAUUCCAAGCAAAAUCGAGUGGCCUACAAACCAAUUGUAGAGAAAGAGAAUAGUUGUUAUUCAGCUGAAAAUAAUUUAAAUGCUCCUCGAGUUCUAAGCCAAAAAGUCAAACCACAAGUAACACUCCAGGGUGGAGCAGCAUUUUUUGUUAGGAAAAAAUCCUCUCUCAGAAAAUUGUCUCUGGAAAACAAGUCAUUACUGGGACUCACCCAAGAGAAUAAAUCAGAAAUGAUUAAAGAUUCUGAUGUAGAGACUGUCAAUGAAAGAAAAAGUUUGGAGACAAGGCAAGUGCCAAAGUGCUUGUUGCUACAAAAGGAACUGAACAUUGAGCUUCUGGGUAUAAGAAAUAAAAAUGAAGAGAAAUUAAUAAAGGAUUCAUCAAGUGGAGUAGUUUCUUCAAGAGAGUAUAAAUCUGAAGAAAAUAAGUGUUUUUCUUCAGAAGAUUCUCAUAGUGAAAACAAGGCAGUUUCUUCUGAGUCCAUUGUCUAUCCCAUCUUCAGUGCAUCUUCAGCCAAUACAAAAAGAUCUCUAGUUGGAGAACAGUCUUCUGCGGCAUCCAUCACACCUACUAACUUUUUGAAACAGACCAAUACACAGAAAAGUAUUAAUGCCAGAGAUGCAAACAAAGGAACAAAAAACCAGUUCGUCAUUGACGCAGGUCAGAAAAAUUUUGGAGCCACCAUGUGUAAGUCUUGUGGCAUGAUCUAUACUGCUUCCAACCCUGAAGAUGAGCUGCAGCAUGCUCAGCAUCACCACAGAUUUCUGGAGGGAAUCAAAUACACAGGGUGGAAAAGAGAACGUGUAGUAGCAGAGUUUUGGGAUGGGAAAAUUGUGUUGGUCCUGCCACAUGAUCCAAGUUAUGCUAUCAAAAAGGUAGAAGAAGUGCAAGAACUUGUCGAUAAUGAAUUGGGCUUUCAGCAAGUUGUUCCCAGAUGUCCAAACAAAACCAAAACAUUUCUCUUUAUAUCUGAUGAAAAGAAAGUAGUUGGGUGUUUAAUUGCAGAGCCCAUCCAACAGGCCUUCCGUGUCCUGUCUGAACCAACCAGCCCAGAAUCCCCAGGCUCCAGAGAAUGUCACAGGGCUUGGCGAUGUUCCAAUGAGCCCGUACCUGCAGUCUGUGGGAUAAGUAGGAUCUGGGUCUUCAGAUUUAAGAGAAGAAAGCGCAUUGCAAGGCGACUGGUAGAUACGCUCAGGAAUCGCUUCAUGUUUGGCUGUUUUCUCAGCACUAAUGAAAUAGCAUUUUCUGACCCAACACCAGAUGGCAAGUUAUUUGCAGCCAAGUACUGCAACACCCCUAAUUUCCUUGUAUACAAUUUUAAUAGUUAA
Pipistrellus nathusii (Nathusius's pipistrelle) is the source of this 1833-nucleotide messenger RNA. NCBI's taxonomy places the organism in Eukaryota, Metazoa, Chordata, Mammalia, Chiroptera, Vespertilionidae. The record is from the annotation of a GenBank genome assembly.